Messenger RNA from Penicillium chermesinum, 2028 nucleotides. Its product is annotated as Zn(II)2Cys6 transcription factor. Gene Ontology annotation, biological process: DNA-templated transcription; regulation of DNA-templated transcription. Gene Ontology annotation, molecular function: zinc ion binding; DNA-binding transcription factor activity, RNA polymerase II-specific; DNA binding. The transcript has 7 exons. Lineage: Eukaryota; Fungi; Ascomycota; Eurotiomycetes; Eurotiales; Aspergillaceae. The coding region runs from base 1 to 2028 and encodes 675 amino acids. The record is from RefSeq and is a predicted model, not a curated record.
AUGGAGACUAACCCCGAGCGACCAAGGACGCGCGCGAGAAAGGCCUGUCUGGCAUGUAACGCGCGGCGGGUACGCUGUAAUGUGGUCGAGACGCAGCCAUGCCGGAACUGCGUGGCGUGGAACCUUGCAUGUGAGCUUGGAGUCUCACGGCGCGGAAAGUAUCCACGCCGGAAGAAGACUGGCUCCACGGGGGAGCCGCAAGGGUCGAUAUCGGCGGUGCCGACGAGCCAAGAGUGUUCGAGGGAGCGACGUACUCUGGAAGGAACCAAUCACGCCCAGUACAUCCCUUCGGCGCGUCACACUCCAACCGAUGACAGCAUUCACCGAACCGUAUUUUUGGGCGAAUCAAGUCCAUUGACCUGCGUUGUCGACGAGGGCCAAAGAUCGCCCGAUAAAGGCUAUGCACGCAAUAUGCAACAGGGCCGCCUGCGCUACUCGAUCUCCGAGAGGAGUGGACCAGCUGAAUGGAGCAACGAUCAACACCGAAAGCUGCUUCAAGAUCGGCUGGUUCGGGAGAGCGCAUUGGUCUUUCCGUCGCCUGCGGUCUGCGACACGUUCCUGCAAGCCUACUUUGACUGGUUCCAUCCAUGCUUCCCGGUAUUGGACCGCAGGAGAGUCGAACAUGACUACAAGGAGAAACAGAUAUCGCCCUUGCUAUUGCAAGCGAUGCUGUUCAUCGGCGUCAGUAUCUGCUCGGAUUCGGCGCUGCAGAAAACGGGAUUUAGCGAUCGCUACCGGGCAAAGGGCGUUUUCUACCAGCGGGCGAAAGAGAUCUACGAUGUCGGGUGGGAGACGGAAACUAUCGUCAAACUGCAAUCAUUGUUUCUCUUGAGCUUCUGGCGUGGAGGUCCCACCGAAGAGCGUGAUGUUCGAUUCUGGCUGGGCGCAGCUAUAGGCUUAGCCCAGAAGAAGGGGAUGCAUGUGAUGUCCAAGUUGUCCUUUUUAGGCGCCCAGGAUCUGAAGAUUUGGAAAAGGAUAUGGUGGGCUCUUUACAUCCGAGACCAGCAAACGUCAGCAGCACUAGGACUCCCAUCACGAAUCCGUGAUGAAGACUGUGAAGUGGCCGAUCUUACCAUGACAGACCUCGAGGAAGACGGCGAACAUGAUCCUUCUGAGGUUUUCCGGAGGCCGCCCCCGGCUCAUGUGGCAUAUGUGAUUGGGAUGGCUCAACUGGCCAGGCUGUUACGAGAGGUGGUGUCGACCCAGUACUUACCAGGCGGAGAGAGCCCCGAUAGUGCAUCUCGUUCCAUGCUUCACCAGCGCUUGGUGGGUUGGGAGGCCAACCUACCCCCUGAGAUGCAAUAUCCGACCUCGGCGGAGAGAGAAGUGAUGUUCUUAGUAGGAAUGCUGCAUAUCACCUAUAACUACCUUUAUUCCUUGCUGUACCGGUCAAUAUUCUUGAAGCCUCUUGGCGAGACCAUGAGUGCGGAGGGCAAUAUUGCUUUGGAGGCAGCAACUCGAAGUACAAGGAUCUUGGAGGAUAUGCUUUCCGAGAACCUGGUGCAACACGGGCCUCUUCAUGUGAUCACGCACACUUUCUCUGCUCUGUGCAUCCACACGAUUCACUUCGGCCGGGCUGCCGGUACUGCGCGGAAGCUUGCUGAGCAUCGCGCAAAGCUGUGUCUUUUGGGCUUGAAGGAGCUUCAGAAAUCAUGGGACCUGGAGAAUUGGGUUCUAGAUCUUUUCUUUCGUUCACUGGAUGACCGCACCGCUCGAGACCUUCGAUUAGCGGAUACCACUCCAUCCUCGGCACUGCCACGCCAGCCACCAAAUACGCCCGACGUGCUGGGAUCGUCCGAUGUCGACCGCGCCAAUACCUCGGCAGGACCCCUUCCGGCCACCGAGAGCGAGCCUUUCCACGGCGAAGCAUAUCCCUCUGCCCUUCCUGUCGACGAUGGAUCGGUCAAUAUGGAUUGGUACGAGCUAUUUAAUGUCGAAGGAGAUGACCUCUUGGGCCUCCCGAAUACAUUGACCAACCCGGACUACGUGAACCCGCGGAAUCUGGAGUUUCUGUAUCGGUUCCUAUAA